GCUAUGAAAAUUAGGCCAUUACUGAAGCUUGUCAGCCGAACUGUGAUAACAGCCUCAGUAAAUAAACGUGAACCCAAACAUCCGAAGAACAAGUUCGCGUUAGUAAAGUUGAAGAUUAAAGGACAGAAAAGA
Messenger RNA from Racocetra persica, 132 nucleotides. Lineage: Eukaryota; Fungi; Glomeromycota; Glomeromycetes; Diversisporales; Gigasporaceae. The record is from the annotation of a GenBank genome assembly.